UACUACCCCACGGCUUUGCCCCCACUUCUCAGUAAAACACCCCCACCGCCGUCUGCCUCUUCCUUGUAUAUAAAGCAAACAAGAUUCUACCUCCUAGGGUUUCUCACUUUCUCUGUCUACCAUCCUCAACCUCUUCCUUUCACUCAGCGGAGUGUGCAAAUGGCGCAGUCGCUGGAGCUUUUGUUGAUUCAAUUCCUGAUGCCGGACAACGACGCUCGGCGGCAGGCGGAGGAUCAAAUUAAGCGGUUGGCGAAGGAUCCACAGGUGGUGCCUUCCCUAAUACACCACCUCCGCACAGCCAAGACCCCGAAUGUCCGCCAACUCGCCGCUGUUCUCCUCCGGAAGAAGAUCACCGGGCACUGGGGAAAGUUAUCACCGCAGCUCCGCCAGCUAGUCAAACAGUCACUCAUUGAAAGUAUUACUGUGGAACACAGUCCUCCGGUGAGGCGAGCUAGUGCAAAUGUGGUUAGUAUCAUCGCAAAAUAUGCUGUCCCGGCUGGAGAAUGGCCUGAUUUGUUGCCAUUUCUAUUCCAAUGUAGUCAAAGCGCACAAGAAGAGCAUAGAGAAGUGGCAUUGAUACUCUUCAGCUCAUUGACAGAAACUAUUGGGAAUUCAUUUCGGCCGUACUUUGCAGAUUUGCAAUCUCUGCUACUGAAGUGCCUACAAGAUGAGACCAGUAAUCGUGUUAGAGUUGCUGCUCUCAAGGCAGUUGGUUCUUUUCUAGAGUUCACUCAUGACGAGGCAGAAGUAAUCAAGUUCAGAGAGUUUAUUCCCAGCAUUUUGAAUGUAUCGAGGCAAUGCCUUGCUUCUGGUGAAGAGGAUGUUGCUGUCAUUGCCUUCGAGAUAUUUGAUGAGUUAAUCGAGUCCCCUGCUCCUCUUCUUGGGGAGUCUGUAAAAGCCAUAGUUCAAUUUUCUCUUGAAGUUUGUGCUAGUCCGAAUCUGGAAUCUAAUACACGCCAUCAGGCGAUUCAAAUAAUUUCAUGGCUUGCAAAAUAUAAAUCAAGUUCGCUCAAAAAGUAUAAGCUGGUUGGACCGAUCCUGCAAAUUAUGUGCCCUUUACUUGCAGAAUCAACUAACCGGGAUGAGGAUGAUGAUCUUGCACCUGACCGAGCUGCUGCAGAAGUUAUUGAUACGAUGGCUUUGAAUCUGCCAAAGCAAGUAUUUCCGCCUGUUUUUGAAUUUGCUUCCUUAAGCAGUCAGAAUGCCAAUCCGAAGUUCAGGGAAGCUUCAGUUACAGCUUUAGGUGUUAUUUCGGAGGGUUGUUUGGAGUUGAUGAAAGACAAACUGGAACCUGUUCUUCAUAUUACUUUGGGGGCUCUUAGAGAUCCUGAACAAAUGGUACGAGGGGCUGCGUCCUUUGCUCUUGGUCAAUUCGCUGAGCAUCUACAGCCUGAAAUUGUAUCUCACCAUGAAAGUGUUCUUCCAUGUAUUUUGAAUGCUCUAGAGGAUACAUCUGAUGAAGUCAAGGAGAAGUCUUAUUAUGCAUUGGCAGCAUUUUGUGAGAACAUGGGUGAAGAAAUUCUUCCUUUUCUAGAUCCUUUGAUGGGAAAACUACUUGGCGCCCUCCAAAGUAGCCCACGUAAUUUGCAGGAGACGUGCAUGUCUGCAAUCGGUUCAGUGGCAUCUGCUGCAGAACAAGCUUUUGUUCCAUAUGCUGAAAGGGUUCUCGAGUUGAUGAAAAUCUUUAUGGUACUUACUAAUGAUGAGGACCUUCGGUCACGAGCAAGGGCUACCGAGUUGGCGGGAAUAGUUGCAAUGUCUGUUGGGAGGUUAAGAAUGGAACCAAUUUUGCCUGCCUUCGUCGAAGCUGCAAUAUCUGGUUUUGUGUUGGAGUUUAGUGAGCUUCGAGAGUACACUCAUGGAUUCUUCAGCAAUGUGGCCGAACUUUUAGAAGAUGGGUUCACUCAGUACCUUCCACAUGUAGUUCCUCUGGCCUUUUCGUCCUGCAACCUUGAUGAUGGCUCUGCUGUGGAUAUUGAUGAUUCUGAUGAGGAUGAAAAUGUCAAUGGUUUUGGUGGUGUCUCAUCUGAUGACGAAGCACAUGAUGAACCAAGAGUUCGUAAUAUUAGUGUAAGAACAGGUGUUUUGGAUGAAAAAGCAGCUGCUACUCAAGCCCUUGGCUUAUUUGCUCUGCACACAAAGAGCUCCUACGCACCGUACAUAGAGGAGACUCUGAAGAUUCUAGUUAGGCACUCGACAUACUUUCACGAGGAUGUUCGUCUUCAGGCUAUAAUUUCACUGAAAUAUAUUUUGACAGCCAUACGAGCAGUUUUCCAGAAUCAUAAUGAAGGAAUUACAAAGAUUAAAGAGGUUCUUGAUACUGUGAUGAAUAUUUAUAUAAAGACAAUGUCUGAAGAUGAUGACAAGGAAGUUGUUGCUCAAGCCUGCAUGAGCAUUGCCGACAUCACCAAUGAUUUUGGAUAUAUGGCUGUUGAGCCUUACAUGCCUCGCCUUGUUGAAGCCACUUUGGUACUGCUUAGAGAGGAAUCUAGUUGUCAGUUGAUAGAAUCGGACAGUGAGAUAGAUGACGAUGAUAAGGAGCAUGAUGAAGUGCUCAUGGACGCAGUGUCUGACCUCCUUCCAGCAUUUGCAAAGGUAAUGGGUGCCCAAUUCGCUCCAAUAUUCUCAAAGCUGUUUGAGCCUCUGAUGAAAUUUGCGAAACAAUCACGCCCACCACAAGACAGGACAAUGGUUGUUGCAACCCUUGCAGAAGUUGCUCAGCAUAUGGGUGCUCCAAUUGCUGGCUAUGUUGAUGCUGUGAUGCAUCUUGUACUCAAAGAAUUAGGAUCCCCUGAGGCAACCAAUCGAAGAAAUGCUGCAUUUUGUGUGGGUGAGCUGUGCAAAAAUGGUGGCAACUCAGUUCUGAAAUACUAUGCUGAUGUUUUACCUCGCCUUUAUCCAUUAUUUGGGGAAUCUGAGCCAGAUAAUGCGGUGAGGGACAAUGCCGCUGGUGCAGUGGCAAGGAUGAUAAUGGCUCACCCAGAGUCCAUUCCACUUAACCAGGUGCUACCUGUUUUGCUGCAAGUGCUUCCAUUGAAAGAGGAUUACGAAGAAUCUACAUCAGUAUAUGGAUGCAUAUGUAAUCUAGUUUUAUCAUCUAAUGCUCAGAUACUGUCUUUGGUCCCACAGCUGGUUAAUAUAUUUGCGCAAGUCGCUGUGUCACCCGUUGAAACUCCUGAAGUUAAGGUGCAUAUAGGCAGAGCAUUCUCUCACCUGAUAUCACUUUAUGGUCAUCAAAUGCAGCCUCUUUUGGGCAACCUUCCACCUGCACAUGCCAAUGCUCUAGCAGCAAUUGCACCUAAGAGUUGAGACAUAUGCAACCCUGUGGAAUUCGUACUUGGUUUUAUGCUCCUUCUGGUCGGUCUCCAAUGUUGUUAAUCCCAUUAAAUGGGAUGAUUGCGAGAAUUAGUUUGGAAAGCGAGGUUUUACUUUUGGUUCCUCUCUGCUGCUGUCUCCGGUUUUCCAGUUUGGGGAUGUAGCGUUCCCUCAAUUUUGGUGUGUAUUCUUUGGUAUUUAUCUAUCUUAUUCUUUGAAUGUUUGUAAGGCUUGUUUGCUGCUAUUCAUUUAUUACUUCACAAGUCAGCCCAAAUAGCUUAGAAGGAAUGUAGUGGGUGUUUUUAUGCUAUAAUAUUUAUCACAUACACAAUCGAGUGUGUAUAUUUGGUUUUGCUUAUUGGAUAUUUUCUUGUUA
Sesamum indicum (sesame) is the source of this 3691-nucleotide messenger RNA. RefSeq names its product ARM repeat superfamily protein. Gene Ontology annotation, biological process: protein import into nucleus. Gene Ontology annotation, molecular function: small GTPase binding. The record is from RefSeq and is a predicted model, not a curated record. NCBI's taxonomy places the organism in Eukaryota, Viridiplantae, Streptophyta, Magnoliopsida, Lamiales, Pedaliaceae.